Molecule: messenger RNA, 573 nt
Organism: Dentiscutata erythropus
Lineage: Eukaryota; Fungi; Glomeromycota; Glomeromycetes; Diversisporales; Gigasporaceae
Source: the annotation of a GenBank genome assembly
AGUGAAAGUUUUUUAAACGUAAACAAUGAUGAUCUUAUUAAAGAUGAUAAUAAUGAAAAAGAGGAUCAAAAGGUUGGGCAAAAAUAUUCGUUUAUAAUGUUUGGUGGUGGAUAUAGGAUUUGCCCCGGGAGAAAGUUAGCUAUGAUUGAGUUACUUUCUCUUAUGGUAUAUGUAUUUGGAAAAUUUGACGUCGAAUUAAUCGAUAUGGAAGCUCCAUUAAAGACCAAAUCUUCCUUUGCCACUAGUUGUCAAGAGCUGAUGGGCAAUAACUAUGGUAAUGAUAAGAAUGAAAGUUAUUUAAACGUAAACAACGAUGAUCUUAUUAAAGAUGAUAAUAAUGAGAAAGGUGAUCAAAAGGUUGGGCAAAAAUAUUCGUUUAUAAUGUUUGGUGGUGGAUAUAGAAUUUGCCCCGGGAGAAAGUUAGCUAUGAUUGAGUUACUUUCUCUUAUGGUAUAUGUAUUUGGGAAAUAUGACGUCGAAUUAAUCGAUAUGGAAGCUCCAUUAGAAACUAAAUCUUCCCAUGUCACUAGUUGUCAAGAGCUGAUGGUUAAAAUUAAGCCCAGAAACAAUUAA